ACCCUUUUCUUCCUUGAAUAACUUGUAACUUCCCUCCUCGAUCAGCUCCAUCCUUUCUUUUUUUCCAUUAGUUUCCCAGGAAACAAACACCAUCACCGCCAUAGCCAAUGGGGAGAGCACCUUGCUGUGAUAAAAAUGGACUCAAGAAAGGUCCAUGGACCCCUGAGGAAGAUGAUAAGCUCAGCCAUUAUAUCCAGCUGCAUGGCCCUGGCAACUGGAGAACUCUUCCAAAGAAUGCUGGGCUACAAAGAUGUGGGAAGAGUUGCCGUCUUCGAUGGACUAAUUACUUGAGACCUGAUAUAAAGAGAGGAAGAUUCUCAUUUGAAGAAGAGGAGACAAUAAUUCAAUUACACAGUAUUCUUGGAAACAAGUGGUCAGCAAUUGCAGCUCGCUUGCCCGGAAGGACCGACAACGAAAUCAAGAAUUACUGGAACACCCAUAUAAGAAAGAGGCUUCUACGAAUGGGAAUCGAUCCGGUAACACAUAGUCCUCGACUUGAUCUUCUGGACAUAUCAUCUCUUCUCAGCUCAUCUGUAUGCAGUUCAUCCCAACUCAAUUUUUCGAACUUGCUUGGAAUCCAAACUCUGGUAAAUCCAGAACUGCUGAGACUUGCUUCCACCCUUUUGUCAUUGAAACAUGAAAAUCCACAUUUUCCACAAAAUCCUCAAAUUUGGAAUUCCCAAGUUCAGAACCAAAUCAACACCCCGCCAUUGCAGUCCAAUCAGUUCCACGCCACUCCAACUCAAGAAGCUGCAGCCAUGCAGGCCAAUACAGAAGGGCUUCCAUCAAAUUUGGCAAACCCCAGCUACCAAAAUUUCACACCCUCAAAUUUUGAUGAAAGCCUUGCUUCCUUACCAAACUAUGGCUUCAUCAAUCCAUCCGAAACCUCGACUUUCCAAUCACUUGAGAAUCAAAACAACGAUCUUUACUACAACAAUAACCAGGGUUUCGGCUUUGACUCGGUUAUAUCAACUCCGAUAUCAAGCCCUACUCAAUUGAAUUCAUCGUCCACCUUCAUCAACACCGGCAAUGAAGAUGAGAGGGAAAGCUACUGCAGCAGCAUGUUGAAGUUUGAGAUUCCCGAGAGUUUUAACAUCAGUGAAUUCAUGUAAAUAAUGCCUAGAAUUUAAGAGAAAGUAUAUUGGAAUCAAUGUCUUAUUGGUAUUAUCAUGUUUUUGUGUUUGGUUUAUUUAGUUGAUCCUAUCAUGUGGAUAACUUGAACUUCUUGUGUAA
Vitis riparia (riverbank grape) is the source of this 1233-nucleotide messenger RNA. RefSeq names its product transcription factor MYB41-like. The record is from RefSeq and is a predicted model, not a curated record. The coding region runs from base 108 to 1112 and encodes 334 amino acids. Lineage: Eukaryota; Viridiplantae; Streptophyta; Magnoliopsida; Vitales; Vitaceae. The transcript is spliced from 3 exons.